Messenger RNA from Gallus gallus (chicken), 4124 nucleotides. It is a transcript of the gene NKX2-3, whose product is annotated as NK2 homeobox 3. Gene Ontology annotation, biological process: cell differentiation; regulation of transcription by RNA polymerase II. Bases 169 to 1155 code for a protein of 328 amino acids. The transcript has 2 exons. The record is from RefSeq and is marked validated. NCBI's taxonomy places the organism in Eukaryota, Metazoa, Chordata, Aves, Galliformes, Phasianidae. Gene Ontology annotation, cellular component: nucleus. Gene Ontology annotation, molecular function: DNA-binding transcription factor activity, RNA polymerase II-specific; RNA polymerase II cis-regulatory region sequence-specific DNA binding.
GCAGACCCCCAGCGCCGGGCUAAUGGAGGCAACUUAGACAGGAGCAGGCGCGGCCCCUCGUCUCUCGGCGCUGCCCGCUCCCCCCGCACCGGGCGCGGCGCUCCCCGCCGAGCCGCAGCCCGAGCGCCGCCGGGCCCCCGGGACUCCCCGGCCGCUCGCGCUGCCCCGAUGAUGUUACCGAGCCCCGUCACCUCCACCCCUUUCUCUGUCAAAGACAUCCUCAACCUGGAGCAGCAGCAGCAGGACCCGCACUAUGGGGCCCAGCUCCCGCACCACCUGGAGCACCACUUUCACCCCGCCGCCUGCCUGCUGGCGGCCGCCGACGGCACCCGCUUCUCCGACGGCGAGGAGGAAGAGGAGGAGGAGAAGCUGUCCUACCUGAGCUCCGUGGCAACGCCCGGCGGCCAGGCAGACGCGCGGCUCUCCGCCGACAGCUACGUGCAUGCCGUGCUGCGCGGCUCCUGCGAGGCUCCCGGCCCGGGAGAGGAGCUGGACCCCACGGCUCGCGACCCGAAGAGCUGCGCCCUGAAGAAACCGCUGGACGCCGCGGAGAAGCCGGAGGAGGCGGAGAGGCCGAAGCAGCGGAGUCGGAGGAAGCCGCGCGUCCUCUUCUCGCAGGCGCAGGUCUUCGAGCUGGAGCGGCGGUUCAAGCAGCAGCGUUACCUGUCGGCUCCGGAGCGGGAGCACCUGGCCAGCAGCCUGAAGCUCACCUCCACGCAGGUGAAGAUCUGGUUCCAGAACCGGCGCUACAAGUGCAAGCGGCAGCGGCAGGACAAGUCGCUGGAGCUGGGCGGCCCCGCGGCCCCGCCGCCGCCGCGCAGGGUGGCCGUGCCCGUGCUGGUCCGCGACGGCAAGCCGUGCCUGGGCGGCUCGCAGGGCUACAGCUCGGCGUACAACGGGCCCUACUCCUACAACGGCUUCCCCGCCUACGGCUACGGCAACGCCGCCUCCUACAACCCCGGCUACGGCUGCACCUACCCGGCGGGCAGCGGCGGGGCCUCGGUGCAAGCCGCCUGCAGCCCGGCGGCGGCCGCCGGCCCCUUCGUGAACGUGGGCGGCCUGGGGGGCUUCGGCGGCGGCGGGCAGGCGCUGCACCAGGCGGCGGCGGGGCCCUCCUGCAGCCAGGGCGCACUGCAGGGCAUUCGGGCCUGGUAGCCCGCACGCACUUAGGGCCGGGAGCGGACCGGCACGACGGCCCCGCGGCCCCGCAGCGCCCUUACGCCCCGCGGACUGAAGGCGGAGGGGCGGUGCGGCAGGACCCCGGCUCUCUCCCAGGGCCGCGGGGCGGAGCGGAGCGGCGGAACGGAAGGGAACGGGACUGGACGGGACAGGACGGGCCGAGCCCGCGGCGGAGCGCCGCCGCCCCGAGGUGCCGCCGCGACGGGCGGGCCGGAGCUGACCGCGCCGCGCCAUCGGAGCAGCUUCGCUUGUAAAAAGCCGACGGCGGGACCCGGGGCUCCCGCGGCCCUUCUCUCUAUCUACUCUGUAUCGGUUUCUGCCAGCGCCAGCUCGCGGAGUCAGUCAAUAAACCAGGUGCAAUAUCCGCCGCCCGCUCCUCCUUCGCCCGGCGGCCGGUGCCCGGCGGGGCUCGCAACGUCGUGCCCGCGGGGCAGGGCGGCUCGGGCGGAUUGUGAGCGUGCCAAGGCGCUGAAUGGGGCCGCGCAGCUCAGAGCCGGCCCAUUGUGGCCGCCGGGCCGGCGCUGAAAGGAGCCGCCGAGGAAGGUAGCGGGAAUAGGCGCUUAUUGGAUUCGGGAACAAAAGGUGUGGCAGGGAGGCGAGGGACAAAGGGGCCCCGGCGCCGAGAUUGACGGGCCGCUUUGCCCCCCACUGAGGCCCAGGCCCGGCGCUUUAUGCGCGGGGGCUGCAGAAACGUGCUGGGUUUUGUUCCCCUUUCUCUGAGCGCAGGGGGAGAUGAGGGGGGUCCGCGGGCCGCUGAUUAGGGCCGGCCGGGCCGGGCAGCCUGAAUGCCGGGGCAUUAUUGCUACACGUUCAACCAUUCCGCUCGGGUGCAGGGGGAGGGGGCGGACGAGACCCUCGACGCUGCCCGGCGACCGCUUCCCCCCCCAUCCCCGUCCCGUCCGGUCCGGGAGCGCGCGGCCACGGCCGCGGCCCCACGUCGGAGCCCUCGGGUCUGUGCCGCUGCCGUGCGGUGCCCGGCGGACGGGCGUCCGCGAAGCCUCGACGGCGCGGGGAGCGAUCCCGCAACGUGUCGAUCCCGCAGCGCGUCCGUCCCGCAGCCGGCACAGGCGCGUCGCGUUACGAGCGUUGGCGCUGCUAAAACGCUGCGCGUCUGCACCGUGCGGUGAGCGCGCACCGCUCGGAAAGAGCCGGAGAAAUUUUCAGCUGCAGCCCCGACGCUCGGCGCGGUACGGCACGGUUCGGCUCGGCACGGCUCGCCACGGCCGUGUCCCACGGCCACCCCGAGGCCGGGAGGCUCUGGAGCCGCGCUGGAAGAGGAUGCGGCACGCCCAGCGAUUGUUUGCCGAGUGGCAGCGAGGUGUCGCGGGAGAGGAAGCCCACGCUCGGCUCUUGGCCGUCGGAGCUGAGCUGUGGAGGCUCCGCGGUCUCGUGGGUAGAAACAGGAUAGCCAAGAACAAAGAUAGGUAACGACCUCCCGAAGCGGCAGCCCCGCGCCGAGGUUGGACUCGGCCAUAGGAAAGAAUUGUAUUCCCCUCUGUGUUCUGCCAUAUUGUCGUUUGCAGAAAUAGGGGACGUGCGUGAAUUCGUGCCUCGGCGAGCGAGAUGGAGGAAUGGUAACCGCAGUACAACCUCCUCCAGAAUAGGGGUGUGCAAGGAGAGCUCCCCGCUCGGUGCAUCCCCUCCAAGUAAGUGAUGGUUUGUUGGGAACCCUCCUCAUCCAGCAGCACCCUGAGGCUCUGGGCGAGAUGCACGCGUCUGCGGCCAAGCCUUGAGAAUGGGCACUCAAACAGAGCAAAGGGGCACAUGGAGACCCUACUGACCUACACAGCGGUGCCAUGCAGCAACGGCGUUGUGGAGCACCAACAGCACCAAGCAUUGCCAUAGGCGUGGGUGUGUAGUAUUGUGGGAGGUUCUGGAUGUCCACCAUCGUGAUCCCCUCUGCUAGGAUACAUCCCAGCUGUCCCACCAGCAUAGCUCAGGGGGGAGGGACCCCUCGGCAUCUCUCUCACCCAAGGCCCCCCAGCAGAUGGGGAGGACAGAGCAGCACAGGGUGAGCUGCGAGCAGGGCGGCGGAAGUGAAGCAUUCUGAAGAGGAGGAACAGCCGGUGGUGGUGGGAGGGAGGUGAUGGGAGACUGCAGAUUGGCCAAGCAGCCCAAGGAGGGGACACACAAUGGGGGGAAGUGGCUGCGUUGCCGUGCUGGAAGCGGUGCCUGCCCAUGACGUACCUCAUCCCAUCGCGCCCUGCGUGAGGCCAUGUCUGCGAUGUGCUGCUGGGACCCAUAAUGUGUGGUGCUGCAGCGGUGGUGGUGGGGCCAGAGGGGUGUCGGGGAAGGAGAAAGCCGUGGCCAAGGGCCAGAGGUGUUUCUUCCUGGUCCAAAAGGCGAAUUGACUCAUUUGGGAAUCAGAGAGGGAAAGCGCUGAUUGAUUCUAGACAGGGCCUAAAAGCCCUACAAAGCCUAAAACGAGUGCUGGCCUAAAGUAAAGGAGGGCUUGGGUGAGGCAGCCGGGCUUGAGCCAUCACACCUAAGGUCCACCUUGUGCGUGGGCUCAGGUUUUGAUUUCUGUUCACUUUUCCUGGCUGAGGAUGAGCCAUGAGCAGCUCUGUGCAGCAGCUGAGCAGCUCCCGGGAAAGGCUCUCACAUCCCAUCACAGCCGCAUUCCUAUGGCCUCUCUGUCACACUCAGGAUCACAUAGGAGCAGCGUGGAUCCAUAUGAAGCACCACAGACGUGCUCUGUUUUCCUCUCCUUCCCUGACAACUUUUCCUGUUUCUCCUUUCCACUCCCUGUGGCACAGCAGAGACCGGGCACCUGGGGACCUGCAGCUGCACUCAGUGCUCGGGGGGGAUCAUGCUGGGAGCAUCCCGAAGUGCAGCAAGGAAUUGUUAUCUCAGCGCUGGAGAGUGCUGAGGAAGCUGUGGCCAGCCGUGGAGCAGGUAAAUAUAUUAAAAUGUCAAUAAAGCCCAUUGCUGUGCAGCUCCCACUA